Molecule: messenger RNA, 3338 nt
Organism: Oncorhynchus kisutch (coho salmon)
Lineage: Eukaryota; Metazoa; Chordata; Actinopteri; Salmoniformes; Salmonidae
Product: protein FAM3A-like
Exons: 10
Coding region: 438-1127 (229 amino acids)
Source: RefSeq, a predicted model, not a curated record
UAGAAGGUCGAGGGUUCGAGACCUGCUCCCUGCUGUUUCAUUACAAUAUUGUCUCACAUUCCUACCUGCAAAAUGACCACCCUAAAAUGAGUUAACAUUUAAUUGUAUUUAACAGUCUGGCUUUUAUUUAACGCUAAUUUCUGCCUGAAGUAUAAUUCAACGCAAUUCCACAUCGGGUUGGUUUCCAUGUAACUGUACUCUCUGCACAUUCACAAGAUCUAGCUACAGUAGGCCUACUCAAACCACCACAGAUAGCCUAUCUGAUGCAGGUUCCAAGAUGGGCACUCACUACUGUUGACUUCUCUCUGCGACUGCUCACUGUGGCUCCAAAUACCUCAGGAAAGAACAGGACAGGGCGUUAGAUAACUCAACUUGUGGUUCACGUGGUCGCACUACUUGCCGGUCUGUCUGCCUUUAGCUUCUGAAGAAAAUAAAUCAUGAGAUUGGCAGGGCCUCUGCGAGCUGUUGCUGUGCUGCUAUUGGUGGGCCUCACCUGGGUGUUAGCCAGCUCCAUACUUGGAGGGGACAGCAACUUGGUGGUCAAACACUUCUUCAGUGGGACAAACGAGGAGCCAACAGCUGAGCCCAAACACCACAGGUACAAGUGUGGUCUGUCGGCUCCCUGUCCUCAGAAACAUCUGGCUUUCCGCAUCGUUUCUGGAGCCACCAACGUCAUUGGGCCCAAAAUCUGCCUGGAGGAUAAGAUUCUUGUCAGCAGUGUCAACAACAAUGUUGGUAGAGGACUAAACAUUGCUUUAGUAAAUGGGGUAUCUGGAGAGCUCUUGGACACAAAAUCAUUUGAUAUGUGGGCAGGAGAUGUUACUGACCUGUUGAAGUAUCUCCUACCUUUACAUGAGGGAACACUUGUGUUUGUAGCUUCCUUUGACGAUCCUGCCACAAAAUUAAAUGACGAGGCUCGUCGUCUGUUUGAGGAGCUGGGUAGCACAGCAGUGAAGGAGCUCACCUUCAGAGACAGCUGGGUGUUUUUAGGAGCCAAGGGCAUUGAGAACAAGAGUCCAUUCGAACAGCGUAUGAAGAACAGUAAGAACAGUAACAAGUACGAAGGCUGGCCUGAGUCUCUGGAAAUGGAUGGCUGUGUCCCCCUCCGUUCCCCUUCAGAGGGUUAAACACACUGCUUGUAUCCCUCCCUUCCUCCACUCUUCUCAGAUGAUGCUUAUGCCCUACAUGGAUCCAAUGCUUUUAAAUACUGGGAGUGUGCAAGACAAGUGCACACUUUGGGAGAAGGGUUGGAGAGUUGGAACGCAACCUGUUUCUAAGGACUAGCACCUUUUGAGAACGAAGGGCUCUAGUUCUAAGGACUAGCACCUUUUGAGAAUGAAGGCCUCUGGUUCUAAGGAUUAGCACCUUUUGAGAACGAAGGCCUCUGGUUCUAAGGAUUAGCACCUUUUGAGAAUGAAGGCCUCUGGUUCUAAGGAUUAGCACCUUUUGAGAACGAAGGCCUCUGGUUCUAAGGAUUAGCACCUUUUGAGAACGAAGGCAUCUGGUUCUAAGGAUUAGCAGCACAGAUCUAUCUGGAGAAACUGGAGCAGCAGAAGCAUUGACUAUGACAUUUUGACUCGCCUCGAUUUACAGGCUUCCUCACAUUCCUUCUCUUUAAUGAAACUUGUGGACGGACUGGGACCAUACAUUUCCCCCUGCGUUUCUAUCACACCGGCCCUUUUCUGUGUCUCUCGGCACCCAUUAUUAGCCAAACGAUCAUUUAGACAAGCCCACAUAAUGGCCAGUCUGUCCCUAAUGAGACUUUAGUAUGGUAUUGGUAUUGCACGACUACAGUUGGAUAAAUGAUGCUCUGUUACAAUAUCAUGUAACUACAGGGAGGUAAAGACUCUUACAAUACUUAUUUUUUUUCCUUCACUUUUUGUUAUUUUUGUCAAGUAACACGUGCUGAAAAGGACAUCUUGUGUUGAGUGGACUGACUCACUGUCACAAUGCUGGUAGCAAGCUGGCCUGAUGGUUGAUAUGCUAACUUGUUGAAGCAACUGUUUGGACUUGACAUUUGAACUAGGAAUUGAUUUAAGUGUUUGAGGCUUAAUGUUCCUGGGAAUGACCACGUAGGAGGACAUGGAUAUUUCAGAGACCAAAUGUUUGAUGCACAGAUAAAGGAACAAAUUAUGCUGGAUAGAAAAAAAGAAUAUAUUAAAGAAGUAAUGUCUGUAAAACCCUGCAAAUGCACAGGAAGAGGGCAGAUAAUGCUGCCUAUAUGAACGGAAAUCGCGAACAGAAUACAAUUAGGAUUCACUAGCAACAUAUUAUUGCUGGUUGUUCUAGGAAGGAUAUUGUAUGUUAUGAUAAAUUAAAAUGCAUUAAUAUAUAUUUUGUAUGCAUAGUUUAAUAUAUUAAAUUGUAGAUUUCAAUCUAGUUGUGCUAGCCUGAGUGCCAGUCUGUUUGUUCCAUCAUGCCAACUUGUAGUCAUAUCAAACAUUUGGCUUGACAAGGUGUAAUGGAAGCACAAACAGAUCUGGGACCAGGUUAAAGUGCUAAUAACCUCCACCUUUUAUGUGAGGGUUACCCUGGGGUUCGGAUGUGGGGCUACACCAAUGCCAUGAUUACUGUAUAUAUGUGAUUACCUUUGUAUGCUUGCAAUGCUCAGUGAUGGAAAAGUACUGGGUAAUUGGAGAUGUACUGCUUUAGUUCUCAGGCUGAGAAUUGUCUGCUGACAGUCACACAGCCUCAAGGCCGAGAUAGUAGAGUGAGAAACCACAGUCUAGACAUGUUUUUCUCAUUUUAGAUACUUUGUAUAACAAUGUUAAGAUAUGAUUGACGGUAGGUUGUAUAAAGAGUGUUGUCUCUUGUUUCGCCACACAGAUGUUUACUAUAGACUAUUGAGGUAUUCUGUAUGCAAAACUGUCUGCAAUUGCAUUUUAUUACUAAAGAGUUUUAUACCAAGGUUUCUGUGUCAUCUAUCUUAAAGACUGAUUGGUAAAGGAAACGUACAUCACCCCAAAGGACCAACCAACAUUUUCUGAAAGAGAACAGUGAUUGCUGCACAGCAGUUUACUCAAAUACAUUCUGUCAAAAUGUUCUGAUCUUGUGUAUUUAACUUGGAAUAGAACUAGUCUAGAAUCUUAUAGAUACUUCUUUUUACACUUCGUAGGCUAUAUUCAUGGUUUGAUUUCACACUAGAGUGGACUUCAGUGCCUAAAAUAUGAUUGUACUGUUGGAUAACAACACUAUUCAUGCUUUUACCUGUGUAUCUCAGGCCUUGUCCUUACUGUUGUUUAUUUGGAUAUUGUAUUACUUUAUUAUAAUUUUUUCAAUUUGAUAGGUAUCUUGCGAAUUUUGUUCUCUGAAUUUGAUUAAAUAUACACCACUUGUUA